CCGCCAACAGCCAGUUCUAGAGUUUGUUUUCCUCAAUGACAAUGUGGACUGUUGAAGGCUGUGUAACUGUUAGAGCUAAUACAUGUGUGUGAUCGUUACCUACAUGACUUGCUAGUAGUAUCUUUGUUUACUGCCAGUCCAGUCACGGAUGUGGUAUUGCGACCACCGACUCGGUGGACGUUGAUCGAUACUGACUAGUUCCACUCCUUACAGAGUGCUGUUGAAGUAGAGACAGACAGAGCGAGAGACGGAGAGUUGAGACGCUAGCAUUCAACUGUUUGUUGCUAGUGGUCGUGGGGUGAUACCAGCCCGCUGGCUGCUCGAAAACGUCUCGUCCCAAACUCGUUUCAGAGUUCGUCUGGACAUCAAUGAUCCUGGAUAACAGAAAGAAGCUGGUUAAUUAACAGGUGAUUCUGCACGAUGGCAGAAAACCCUUUUGAUAAUAAAGUGUUUCUGUCGGAUAUCCUGCCAUGGUUCGCCAAGCUACCGCCUGCUGAAUUGAGAACGAAAGUUGUGCAGAAAGGUUUGAUCAGGUCCCUAGCCUCAAUCGAUCGACUGAAGCGUUCUCUGGAUCGAGAUGGCCCAAGUCACCACAACGAAGACAUAAUUGGAUUAAUUAGUGCUAGAGAACUGGAAGGGUAUCUGGCCCUGUGUGACAUCAUACACGAUAUGGGCUACAAGGAACGAAGCGUUCAAAUGAGGAAGCUCGUGCUGGAAGAUGGACGACAGGAGAUCGACGCAUCUUUAGGUGGCUCACCUCACAAGCAGAUGUAUCUUGAGAGAAGCAUACUUCCACCAGGUGCUGCUGAAGAGAUCCAUUAUCAUGCGCCAUGCUGUCGACACACCAAUCAAUUAGAGACCGAGCUUCAGCGUGUGGCCGACAAUGCAGCUACCCUAGGAUUUUUGACACCACCGAGCCCGAGCCUCAGCAGUAGUGAAGGAGAACCAGAGCCAGGGUUAACUGAAGAAGAGCUGGAACGGAGAUCCGUGGUUCUAUUGCAGGAUGAGCUUGCAAAGGCCACCGUGACUGUGUACAUUGCGGCGGCUCUGGCAAAGAAGCUGCAUGCAUUUGACGGCAUGAUCCGCAACAUCCUUCUUACCAGUGUCAAGCGGGCCGGCUUCACGAGCAACGAUGUGCAUGUGGAAACUGUUGACAACUUCAGUGAGCAACCUCUCGUAACCGUCAAACGAAAGGAUGUCGCUAUGGUCCAGACUAGUGUGCGUGUGGUGGUGAUUGCGGAUUUAUGCGAGCACUCCAAGCAUGUCAUCCGAAAUAAGUUGAUUGACAGCCUGUCCAGGCUGGCUGGCUAUCCGGGAAAGGUGGACGUGGCGAUCAUCGAACGCUACAACAGCACAGAGAUGUAUCUACUGUUGCCCGUGUAUGGUGCAAUCAUGCUGAGUUAUAUCGCCAUCAACACUCCUGGCAUACUAAGUGGUCUAGGGCUUCUGGAACUGAACAUUGUCGGCAGUUUCAAUAUCUUCAACUUGCGACUGGAACACAUUGAUAGGCAGAGGAGAAGCGCACAUGCAGCACUGGAGACCAUUCUCACACCAUCAGAAGCAUGCUUACUGGGGAGGCGGGCAAGUACUCUUCAACAUGACCUGAACAGUGUCACACAGUCACAUUCCACUGAUGUGCACUACCUGCACCGUGUCGCUAAGCUGGCAAAUCAAGAAAUGCAAGCCAAAGGAUUGAAUCGCCAUAGUUCAGUGACUGAAUCUCCACUGGAAGAAUCUCUGGGUGCUUCUGCAGGCCUCGUUACCACUAUACUCGACACUAUGAGGAGUGUGUCAACUGCCGUACGGGAUCUCUCCACAUCUCAUCAGCAACUAGGCACCAGGUUGGAUAAUCUCUCUGCACAGGUUGAAGUCACCAACAACCGCAUGACUCAGGUCCAGCAGGAGGUCUCUGCUGAAGCUCGCACAACCAACGACAAGAUGGAUGAAAUACAACUGGAAGCCCGGACUACCUAUGAACAAGUGGCACAGCUGAGCGACACAAUGACGAGAGGUGAGCAAAAUACAACUGCAGCAUGUGAACGCAUAGUGGAAAUGCAAAACCAAACCAACACAACUGUCCGUCAACUACAGGAGCAAAGUGCUACAACCUCCACAAGCAUUGGACAACUACUGGAGCAAAGUGCUAGAAGUACCACCACUAUUGAUCAACUGCAACAGCACCAGCAGGACCCUAGUGAUAAGCUUUCACGUGUCUCAGCAGCUGUUACCACCAUUCAACAAGUUCAAUCUGCCAUGCGCAGUGACCUGGACGGAAAAAUCAGAGUUACUGCUGUAUCAGCUGCCGUGGAAGGCCCUCUCAAGAAGGUUGCAACACAAAAUCACUAUAGGUCCAUCCACAAUAGCUGUACAUCAUUUGGUAGCUACGGUAAUGGCAGGGUGCAGUUCACUAAUCCAUAUGGCAUCACAAUCAGCAACGAUGGAAAGGUCUUUAUUGCUGAUAUGAGCAAUCAUCGGGUGAAGGUCACCACACUGGAUGGUACAUACAUACGUGAUAUAGGCAAACAGGGCAGUGGUAAUGCUGAAUUCAACUUUCCCACUGAUGUAGCUGUGGAUGACGGUGGUGAUCUUGUGGUGAUUGACAACAACAAGAGACUGCAGGUCCUACAUCAGGAUGGGUCUUACGUGAAAACGAUUGGUAACGGUACUAUCGGUACAUCGUAUGGUGUUGCAGCACUGUCUCUGCCCCAGCAUGGUAUUUGCUAUGCUGUAACCGAUGUCAAUGACCAUAGUGUGAAAGUGUUUGAGAAAGGAGGAAGGCAGUUGAACAAGUUUGGUACUAUAGGAAGUGGACCAGGACAGUUCAACAACCCAGUGGGUAUUGUCUCGUCCAACGACAGAUUGCUGCUUGUUGAUCAGUCCAAUCACCGUAUCCAGGUUUUCACUACUGAUGGAAACUUCAUUACCAUGUUCGGAUCAGAGGGAGAGUCAGAUGGUCAGUUCAAGUAUCCUAAGUACAUUGCCGAGGAUAGGCAUGGACACAUCCUGGUCACUGAGAACCACCGUGUUCAAGUGUUCGCUUCUGACACAUUCUCUCACGUUGCUACCUUCGGUGCAAGCAGUUGUCUUUCUCGUCCGUACGGCAUUGCAGUAUCACCCAGUGGUACAGUGUAUGUUAGUAACUCCGGCAAACACUGUAUCACAAAGUUCUAACUUUUGUCCUGGAGCAUCUUGUUUCUUGUUCUACACUAAUGUUUCUCACUGAUGUGAAACAUGAACAGGACCAGUAUUAGCAGUUUUGUUUGCUCAGGCUUUACUAUAGUAUUUCAGUUUUGGUUGUGUGACACACCGAGUAUGCAUAACCAUGCCAGUAGCUAACAUGUAUUGUGCAGUCCAACAGUAGAUCCAGCCAAGUCCUGACCGACUGGAGCAGUUCCAACAUGCCUGAUUAAGAUGAUGAACUGAUGAACAUUGCCAAUUACUGUUUAUCAUACUUGCAUGAUUGAAUGCGUGCUUGCAUAUGUGUGUAUGUGUGUGUGCAUUUGUUUGUGUGUGUGUGUGUGUGUGUGUGUGUGUGUGUGUGUGUGUGUGUGUGUGUGUGUGUGCCAGCUAGUUCGGUUGGUGGGUACACUUAUGUCUGAUUGUGUUGGGUCUGUUGCCAACGGUCUCGGCUACUUGAAGGUGUAAUGUUGUACCUGCCACCUUUGUUGGUUCCAGGGUUCAUAUACUUUCUAUUUGAAGUAUACAUACCUGUUAACCAUGGACUGCUUCUGGCUAGAUUAACUCUUGUGUAAUCAAUGGUGCUAGUGAAGCUAAUAUCAGAUCCACUCUGAUUUAGUCACCCACACUAGUAGCACGUAUUACCUUCACUGGGGGCAGGGGUAACUGCAGUUGGAUCCCAGGACGGCUACCCUGAUGCCGUCAAUCCUUUUUCUGCACCUUGUCCUCACCCACUUACUGAGGUGUGGUGAGCCCAUAAGUGGGAUCAUUUUCAAGUCCACCCAGAGUUUUGGGGAUUUCAGGGGGUGUCGGCCGUUGGGCGGUUCAAUAGCCAAUUGAGUCAUCUUUCCAAGAUUCCUUUUGAGUCACUCUCCCCUCUCCCGGGGAGACCCACGUGACCAGUUUUGGCAGUGUGCAACAAGUACAAGUACAAGUGUGUGUGUGUGUGUGUGUGGGUGGGUGGGUGUGUGUGUAUACGUGUGUGACUCUGUAUGUGUGUAGUGUAUGAGUGUGUGUAUGUGUGUGUAUGCGUGUAUAUGCGUGUGUGUAUGCAUGCAUUUGCUUAUGAACUCCUGCACUGAGUUAUAUAUCUACAUUGUACUUGGAUCACUCUCAUUGUUACAAUCCUAUUCUCGAUGUGCACAGCAUGAUUCUAUUGAUUGUGUUGGCUGGGUGCUCUUUUUCCUUUCUCUGAAAAUCUAUUGUAUUUCCGCAAAAUGUCUCGCUGCAAAGUGCCGCAAUACGCCAUUUUAUGUUUUUUUUGUACAAUGAAGAAUGUGCAGAAUUUCUGAGGUGCUAUUUCCUUUCUAUCACGUGCUAUGGUGUUUUGUGUUAUCAUCUAUAUUAAUUUUUUAGAAAUGUUUCAAAACGUUUUUUGCUGCUGCUCACCCUUGUUUGAUCUGAAGGGAUGGAGAAUUGAUAGUUGUCUGAUGAUUACCUAUGGAGUUUGGACAUGAAACUCUUAGCUACUACGAUGAUGCGUGGUGCUCUGUGUUACAUGAUCAGUCUUAGUUAAUGC
Molecule: messenger RNA, 4696 nt
Organism: Sycon ciliatum
Lineage: Eukaryota; Metazoa; Porifera; Calcarea; Leucosolenida; Sycettidae
Product: tripartite motif-containing protein 2-like
Exons: 18
Coding region: 421-3171 (916 amino acids)
Biological process (GO): proteasome-mediated ubiquitin-dependent protein catabolic process; negative regulation of translation; protein polyubiquitination
Molecular function (GO): ubiquitin protein ligase activity; protein binding; translation repressor activity
Source: RefSeq, a predicted model, not a curated record